AGCUUUAUCUGCCCAUGACAUGUAUUCUUCGUUCCAUAUUACAAACAACUCUACAGGAAACCAUAUAUUAAACCGAAAAAUUUAAUCAAGUUGUCAUAUAACCACGUCACCAUGGUUCUCAGCGGUCACUGCCUUUGCGGUAGCAUCAAGUACAAGGUCGAUGCUGAUCCUCUUAUCGUCGGAUACGACCACUGCGACGAUUGCCAACGUCAGAGCGGCUCGACAUAUUCGCUCGUUGUCGUAGUCCCCAAGGACAAGCUCACAAUCACCGGUAACCCCAAGAAGUACUCAAGCAAAGGUUCUUCCGGCCAGCAGGUGCAUCGCAUCUUUUGCGGUGACUGUGGCUCACCCAUCGCCCACGACCCAGAUGCCGCUCCAGAGAUCAUUGCUCUCAAGGGCGGUACGCUCAGUAACGAGGAUAAGCAGAAGUUGAAGCCUGACACCGAAAUUUGGACUGUCGGCAAGCUGCCCUUCUGCCAGGAAAAUUUGGCUAAGCCUUUCAAGCAUAUGCCUGAAUAAGUGUUACUUUCGGACACCGAAUUGGCUUGGCGGCACGAUACCAGCCUAUUCAAAUUGAAAUGCUGGGAGUUAAGGUGGAUUGAUAUUUGGCUGUGGUUUAUGCAAGUGCUGCAUACCGCUCAAGCACCUUGGCUGUAGCAAACAAAUGAAUACUUAUCAAACCGGCCUGGCUGUUGACUGAUAGAGCAUGUGCUAU
Truncatella angustata is the source of this 715-nucleotide messenger RNA. Its product is annotated as Mss4-like protein. The record is from RefSeq and is a predicted model, not a curated record. Lineage: Eukaryota; Fungi; Ascomycota; Sordariomycetes; Amphisphaeriales; Sporocadaceae. Gene Ontology annotation, molecular function: carbon-sulfur lyase activity. The transcript has 3 exons. Bases 112 to 519 code for a protein of 135 amino acids.